Molecule: messenger RNA, 1083 nt
Organism: Botrytis cinerea B05.10
Lineage: Eukaryota; Fungi; Ascomycota; Leotiomycetes; Helotiales; Sclerotiniaceae
Exons: 4
Coding region: 74-685 (203 amino acids)
Source: RefSeq, a predicted model, not a curated record
GGCUGAAGCUUCUCAUCAGCAACCAACAUGACCACACAAACACCCGCGACCACGCUAUAUACUGCGCGUCGCCAUGUCUGCGCCGGAGGUUACACAGAAUGAUCUCCUUGCUUUCCACGCCUCUCACCUUGGCGAUACCUCAACUGAACACUUCGCGCAACAAUUCUUGGGUCCUGUGGAGGAUUACCAUGAAGAAGAGGCUGAGGAUGACGGUCUUGGAUAUUAUCCUGACGGAGUCAAAAGAACUUUGACGGAUGAACAAAUCGCAAUCUUUCGACAUUCGGAAAUUCAGACUAUUCUUCGAAAGCGCAGGCAUGCUGCAGAGUCCAGUGAGACUAGGGAUGAGCAGCCUAUAUCUGAAACUUUAAGAAGCGUCCGCACAGAAAAGGCCGAGGAAGAAGAAGAUGGAGAGAUUCCUGAAAGUUUUUCGCAUCCAGAGCCAAUCGGACCCGUGCGACCAAAGAAAAAGUCAAAGAAGGAAUUGAAAAAGAUACAAAAAGCGCAAGAAGCCAAAGAGAAAGGUUGGUUUAAGCAAAACGUGAAGCCCGAUUUACGAAAGCGGACAUGGGAUAAAGUUGAGAAAUCUAUUGGAUCUCUUGCGUAUGACGACGAUGAGGGUGGUGGUAAUAGCCAGGCCUCAAGUUCAGCGCCGCAAAGAAGAAAGAUCACUUACGAUGAUCCUUGAGCAAUCCACAACUUGACUCCAUUCAACGCUUCGAUGAUAGCUUCAUCAUUUGAAAAGUUAUCAACUCUUGUCACGAAUCUCAUGUUGGCAUAACAUAAUCCAUUCUCGAUGUCAAAUUCGCUUCAUAUACUAUUAUUCUUCAGCUCAAAUUUCGAUAUCAAUAACAGCAAUUAGCUUGAGAUCAUAAAGAAACACGCCUGAGAUAAGUUUGAUGUUUGAAGGAGUGUAAAUGUGCAAAGAACGGUGGAAUGUUUGCAUUUACCUGGACAAUCUUGUGUGACAGCUGGAUUUGGGAAUAUUUUAAAAACAAGACAAGGCUGGCUUGUAGCCGCCUCAUAAAUCCGGUAUCAAUACAUAGAUCCAAGCUCCUGCUUCUUGCAAUGCAACAAUUCUGACCA